AUGAAAUCAAUUCUCCGGCAAACCUUGUCUCUUUGCACCGCUACACUCGCUGCUCUUGCCAAGACCAACCCCACACAGCAAGAAUUGCUUGUCAGCGAGGAUAUUAUGGCCCAACAAGACAACAUGGUCCCUGGCCAUAACGAUGCCAUCUACGACACCGUGCCCAAGGAUAAUCAGAUAUUCAAGAUCGAGUUUCUUGAGAUUGCCCCGACACCUAUUAUCGCUGAUCGUGUCUUCUUCGUCUACCUGCGCGGUUACCUGCCUGAAUCUAAAAAGAAGGAGCUGGCACUUCCUGACGAGGGCCUGGUCAAUGCGACCCUCAAAGUGAGCGCCUCUGCUGUCUACCCCGAUGGUAGUCAUGGCAAUGAAGACUCCACUACAGGGCCAUUGAAGACUACGCCCUUUAAUGAUCUAGCCCACCUCACUAUUCGUAACGCCCGUGGGGUUCAGGUUGACUAUAUGCCUAGUAGCGACCGCAGUGAUAUUUUACUAGAUUUUCAGAUUCCUACAAUGUUUUUGAGGAGUGGUAUGUGGACUUACAAGGUUGACGCGAGAGUCGGAGAUGUAGACAAUACGUGCCUAUUUGCUAUGACAUUGACACAAUGGUUAGAGGGGGGACUUAGGUAG
Molecule: messenger RNA, 627 nt
Organism: Aspergillus pseudotamarii
Lineage: Eukaryota; Fungi; Ascomycota; Eurotiomycetes; Eurotiales; Aspergillaceae
Exons: 2
Coding region: 1-627 (208 amino acids)
Source: RefSeq, a predicted model, not a curated record